CCAACCAGAAGAAAACGGAAAAAUAAAAAAAAAAAAGGAAGAAAAUUUCCACGUUUAUAUAUAACCAUCAUCACCUGUGAAGAAGAAGAAGAACUAUUUCCCUCAAUAUAUAAAAAUGUUGUUAAGUCGCAAUAAAUUUACCGUUCAAAAGUCAUUUUCAUUGCAUAGAAACGGGACCGCAACGUUAAAUGUAUUAUUGUCAUUAUUUGUUAAUUUACGGCAAAAUUUCUUAUUAUUAUCGAUCGUAUUAAGCAUAUUGCUUGGCUUCAUCACCGAGAAUUCACAGACCGGACUAUUGGUUGCUGCCGGUCAAUCUGGCAUUUAUAUCGAUAAUGGUAUCGAUCAGACAGUCAUGCAACAUAUGCUGAACGAGGAUGAAAAACUUCAAGCAUCUUUAGAUAUAUUGGAAUUUUUAGGUUUAUCGGAGCGUCCGCGUAAGAAGCAUGGUCAUCUAUCGUUGCGUAAAUCGGCACCACAGUAUCUGCUGGAUGUAUAUCAUCGGCUUAAGGAGGAGGAAAAUGAUGAUUUAAUAGCAUCAGUGCGAUCGAAACGUGAUCUGCAGGAAGAAGAGAACUUUAUCACAGAUCUCGAUAAGAAAGCCAUCGAACAAAAUGAUAUAAUUAUGACGUUUUUAAAUAAAAACCACCAUGUCGAUGAGGUGCGUCAUGAACAUGGUCGGCGAUUGUGGUUUGAUGUUGCUGACGUACCUAAUGAUAAUUAUUUAACGAUGGCUGAAUUGCGUAUGUAUCAGAAUCCUAUGCAUGGUAAAUGGUUGACGACAGACAAAAAAUUCACCCUAACGGUGUACACAAUUGUUAAACACAAUGGUCACGGACGUCGCUUGCAGCCGCUCUCUCAAUUGAAUACCACAGCCGAUUAUCAAGGCUGGUUAGAAUUCAAUGUCACCGAAGCUUUGGAUACAUGGCUUCUACGUCCCAAAGAGAAUAGUGGUUUUUAUAUAGGAGCCCAUGAGAUUAAUAAGCCGGAAAGAGAAAUUAAACUUGACGAUAUCGGUCUAAUUCAUUCCAAAAGCGAAGAUGAAUAUCAACCGUUUAUGAUUGGCUUCUUCAAAGGUCCCGAUUUAAUCAAAAGUACUCAGCGUCAUAGUCGCCGAAAGCGUAAUGUGCAUUCACGUCGCCGUAAAAAAUCUGACAUGGUUAAUCCAUUGUUCGACGGGCCUAGCGAUAGCAUACGCAGUUGCCAAAUGCAAACUCUUUAUAUUAAUUUUAGAGAUUUAGGUUGGCAUGAUUGGAUUAUAGCACCCGAUGGCUAUGGCGCCUUCUAUUGCAGCGGUGAAUGCAAUUUCCCAUUAAAUGCCCACAUGAAUGCGACAAAUCAUGCGAUUGUGCAAACAUUGGUUCAUUUACUUGAACCGAAAAAAGUACCCAAGCCAUGUUGUGCUCCAACGCGUUUAGGUGCACUACCCGUUCUCUAUCAUCUAAAUGAGGAAAAUGUUAAUUUAAAAAAAUAUAAAAAUAUGAUCGUCAAAAGUUGUGGUUGCCAUUAAGUGAAAAGUAUUUUUAACUAACCAACACAGUAUCUACAUACAUACAUACAUACAUACAUAUUAUAUAUAUAUAUAUAUAUAUAUGCAUUACAUUAUUUAGAGAAUUUACAUGCAUUUGCAUGUAAUUGAAGCUUAUACGAAUAUUCUCUUAUGCUAUAUUAGUGUAUGUGUGAUGUAAUUUAAUUCGA
Molecule: messenger RNA, 1695 nt
Organism: Glossina fuscipes
Lineage: Eukaryota; Metazoa; Arthropoda; Insecta; Diptera; Glossinidae
Gene: gbb
Product: protein 60A
Exons: 5
Coding region: 116-1507 (463 amino acids)
Biological process (GO): SMAD protein signal transduction; BMP signaling pathway
Cellular component (GO): extracellular region
Molecular function (GO): growth factor activity; cytokine activity
Source: RefSeq, a predicted model, not a curated record